UAGCGAGUUUGCGAGUGGUUAGUUUGGGGUAACAGAGGAAGCAACUCCCUCACAGAUAAGCAGGCAGUGCAAUAGAGAGACACAUGCUGUUUCAUAAGGAUACGCCUGAUUUCCAGAAGUAACCAUGUUUUUGUGGCUUAAACUCUUAGCAUUUGGUGUUGCAUUUCUGAGACAGGAUGCUUUUGUCAAAGCAGGAGAAGAAAAUCUGGCAACUACCAGCUCUCCCUCCCCUCUGUCACCUCCACCUGCACGCUCCACAUCACUCUCACCUCCAGGCACUGCUGAAGCAGGAGAUGAAAAUCUGGCAAAUACCAGCUCUCCUUCCUCUAUGUCACCUCCACCUGCACGCUCCACAUCACUCUCACCUCCAGACACCGGUGAAGGAGAGAAGUCAUCAAUGACUACACCUGGUGUCUCUCCUGCAGACAGCACACACCUCUCCACGCACGCAGGCUCCGUCCCUGCCAUGGGACUCAGCAACCCGCCACGCAGCAGCACUGCUGCCCUCACCACACGCACUCCCAUUGCCUUCGAGAAUGCUUCAUCAGAUGAUUACAGUUCAGCAUCCUUGCACAGCACCACCUCACCAGUCAGCACGCCACCAAACACUGGGACCACCCCCACUCAUGCAAUAGGAUCUUCCACAGCAACAACUGAAGCACCUUGUGAUACUCGUAUUGAAUAUGAGUCAAUUCAAAGUGUAGAAGAUGAGAAAAACAUGGCUAACGUUACACUGAAAAAUCUCAGAGAAAACAGAGAAUAUUUUAUUUUGGGGGUUAACAAAACCUUCAGUGUGAAUUCCAGCAGAAUAAAACUUCAGAGAUGCAAGAGAUAUGAAGUUGAAGUUAAAAAUUGCAGCAAUGCUUUUCUUUGUAUUCCGCCUGAAAAAAACAAUCCUUUCAAAGUUGUGGAAAAUACCAAUACAUCUGCAAAGUUAUGUGCUGACGAGUCAUUUGGCUGUGCUGAUACGCCUAAACUUAUUUGCGACGGUGUAACAAACAUUACAAAAUUAAAUGAAACCUGUGUAGAGCUGAACACUUUAUCACCCAACCGUGAGUACAACUGCCAUGGUAACAUACGGUUUUGUGAAGAGGACAUUCGCACCCUAAACUUCACAGUAACAACAGAUUAUGGUGAUCCAGAUGCACCAGAAAAUCUUACAGUAGUUUGUGGUGACAGAGAUGUAUCAGUUGCAUGGAAGAAUCCUAGCAACACUUCAAAGGGUCCUAUAGAUGGCUAUAACGUGACAUGCAGAAGUGAAACAGGCAAAGAGCAGACAGGUUUUCUUACAGAGACUGUCAACGUGACAGAAGGUUACAUGAGAUUUAAUUGCUCUGCAUUCAAACCUUUCACCACGGGUGUGGUAUUUGUGAUUCCAUAUACGAAGAGCAGAUAUAAUAAUAACACGUUUAAGGGAAAACCUGGACAGCAGAGCUUUAGAACAAAGUCAGCAAAACCGGAGCCAGUGACUGAUGUUAAUGCAGCGCUGACAGCCGAUAAUGCUGUCCAAAUUACGUGCAAAAGCCAGGAAGCGCAUGGACCACAAAAAAUAUUUGAAUUGGUUUGGGAAAAUGGUCAAAAUAUUACUUCCGAUGCUUGUAAUUUUAAAAAAGAAAAUCUCUUGUACUUGACAAAGUAUACGUUUUCGAUCUUAAUGUCUAAUGGAGUCUAUAAAGGGCAACCAGUAACGAAAAGUAUAAAAACCAGAUAUAAUUCUAAAGCCCUGAUUAUAUUCUUGGCAUUCUUGAUUGUUGUGACGUCAAUUGCUUUACUACUGGUUCUGUACAAAAUCUAUGAUCUUCACCAAAAAAAGCUUGGCAAUUCUUCUGAAGGCGUGAACCUUGUUGCAGUUAAAGAUGAUGACAGGCAACUUCUGAACAUAGAGCCAAUUCCUUCGGAGCACUUGCUGGACACGUACAAGAGGAAGAUUGCUGAUGAAGGAAGACUUUUCUUGGAUGAAUUUCAGAGCAUUCCUAGAGUUUUCACUAAAUUUUCCAUAAAGGAAGCCAAAAAAAGCCAUAAUCAGAACAAAAACCGUUACAUCGAUAUCCUUCCAUAUGAUCAUAACCGUGUUGAGCUCUCAGAGAUCCCAGGAGACCCAGGAUCAGACUAUAUCAAUGCAAGUUAUAUCGAUGGCUUCAAAGAACCAAGAAAAUACAUUGCCGCACAAGGCCCCAAGGAUGAAACCACAGACGAUUUCUGGAGAAUGAUCUGGGAACAGAAGGCAACAAUUAUUGUCAUGGUGACUCGCUGUGAGGAAGGAAAGAGGAACAAAUGUGCCCAGUACUGGCCAUCAAUGGAGAACGGCUCUGCAACAUAUGGGGGCAUCGUUGUGAAGAUCAACGAAAGUAAAACGUGUCCAGAUUAUGUCAUUCAGAAACUACACAUCACGAACGCAAGAGAAAGGACAGCUGGAAGAGACGUCACUCAUAUCCAGUUCACAAGCUGGCCAGACCAUGGAGUCCCUGAGGAUCCUCAUCUCCUUCUCAAACUCCGACGCAGAGUUAAUGCUCUCAGCAACUUUUUUAGUGGCCCAAUAGUGGUUCAUUGCAGUGCUGGUGUUGGGCGCACCGGGACGUAUAUAGGAAUUGAUGCCAUGCUGGAGGGGCUGGAUGCAGAAGGCAGAGUGGAUGUUUAUGGCUAUGUUGUAAAGCUGCGUCGGCAGCGGUGCCUCAUGGUUCAAGUAGAGUCACAGUACAUCCUUAUCCAUCAAGCGCUAGUGGAAUACAAUCAGUAUGGAGAAACAGAGGUCAGUCUCUCGGAACUGCAUUCCUAUCUUAACAAUCUGAAAAGAAAAGAUCCUCCGAGUGAUCCCUCUCUGCUGGAGGCAGAGUUUCAGAGAUUACCUUCCUAUAAGGGGUGGCGGACACAGAACACUGGGAAUCGUGAGGAAAAUAAAAGCAAAAAUAGGAACGCCAACAUAAUUCCAUAUGACUUUAACCGAGUGCCGAUCAGGCACGAAGAUGAAUGCAGAAAGGAGGGUGAACAUGAUUCAGAUGAUUCCUCAGAUGAGGACAGUGACUGUGAGGAAUCAAGCAAAUACAUCAAUGCUUCCUUCAUAACUGGUUACUGGGGUCCGAAAGCCAUGAUUGCAACACAGGGACCACUGCAGGAAACUAUCUCUGACUUCUGGCAAAUGGUCUUCCAAAGAAAAGUCAAAGUCAUUGUUAUGCUGACGGAGCUGAAAGAAGGAGAUCAGGAACUCUGUGCACAGUACUGGGGAGAAGGAAAACAAACGUAUGAUGGCAUAGAAGUUCAAAUGACAGAUGUCAACUGUUGUCCUAGCUAUACCAUACGUGCAUUUGAUGUUACACAUCUGAAGACAAAAGAAACACAGAAGGUGUACCAGUAUCAGUAUCACAAGUGGAGUGGCUUGGAUGUUCCAGAAAACCCCAAGGAUUUAGUCAGCAUGAUUCUCAACCUUAAACAAAAAGUCCCAGCCAGACCAGUCACUGAGGACAACAGGAGUACCCGCAGCGUCCCGCUUGUUGUCCACUGCCGUGAUGGAUCACGGCAGACUGGUGUAUUUUGUGCUUUAAUGACCCUCUUGGAAAGCGCAGAAAUAGAAGAAGUAAUAGAUGUUUUUCAAGUAGUAAAAGCUCUUCGUCGCACCAGGCUGGGAGUGGUUUCCACCUUUGAACAUUACCAAUUUCUGUAUGACACCAUCGCCAGUAUCUACCCUGCACAGAAUGGUCAAAUAAAGAAGAACAGCCAGCAGGAAGAUAAAGUUGAAUUUUGCAGUGAAGUAGAAAAAACUAAUCCGGAAACUGAUUUGAUCACUAUUGAUCUUACCCCACCAACGCCAGAGGGAAAUGAGGCUUCUGAAGUCUGUGAUGAUUCUAAGGCUGCAGAUGGCAUUAAGGGAACAGAAAGCUCUACAAACGGGCCCACAACUCCAGUUCUAACUUAGAGGCUAUACUAAAAAAAAAAAAAAAGUGCUUUGUCAUGUGCAAAAUAUCUAAGGCAAAUAAGAAGUAUAAGGUUUCUUCCUCUUCCCACCUUUUUUUUGGAAAAUGUUUACUGUUAUAUCAGUUUUUCAAAGGUACAAAUUUAAAGGAAUACUUGAAACUUGUAGAGUGCAACAACGAACUGUGAAAGUUUAACUUUUGUGUAGAUUUGCAUUUAAUACUUCUUCAGAAACCUUUUCACUAUUUUUAUACUUUUUCUUUUAAAAAUAUGUACAGUAUUAUACUAUGCUGAGCAGUGGGAAGAAAGUUUUUUGACUUCUGUGACAAGGAGAAAAGCAACUCAGAACAAGAUCAGUGUGUUGCAAAACCAGGUCUGUCUUCAAAACUAUUAGCAAGUACAUUAACCUAAUUGGUAAGCAUACACUGUAGCAUUUCAGGAGUGAUGACCAAGCGCUGCUUUAAUAAUACUCUGUGGAACCUGUGGGACUUUGGCAAACAGUUUUAAGAGCUUAUCAUUUACAUCAUGUGGCAAUUCCAAGGAAUUCAGAUUUAUGGCAAAUCUGUGAAUCCUCCCAUAUCAAUGUGGAAUAGAAAUUUUUUGCAUUUUUCUGACUCGCCUCAAGGUGUCCUUGUUGCUCCACGUAUAUUAAUCUGAGAUUUCCAUGUUAGACUCAAAGAAGAGUUUGGAGAUGGGCAUUCGAAUGAUUGCAACAAUUCUGAUAGAAAACACAUUCUGUUUACUCUUAGAGCUUAAAAUACUGCAUGCUUGCACAUCUAUUUCUUAUGCUUACUGUUAUUUAAAGGGACUGCUUCCAUGAAUGCAUCUGACCUGUUUUCAGAAUUGGAAAAUACUUAGAGGUUUUUCCUCCAAACCUUGUAGAUUUUAAUUGGUACAGGAUUUUUUUUUUUUCAUUAUGCGGUGUUGUAAGUUACAGUUGUGAUAUUUUUACUAUUUCUUGCUGGAUUUUAGCCUGCUGUCUCAAGAACAAAUAAAAAGAUAAUUAAUAGUCGACAAGGUACAAAUUAUUUUCUUCUAUUGGACUCUGCAAACUGGUAAUUUUCUGCUAAAUGAACAGAAUAUCAUCCUAGCCCAUCUGUUGAUAAAAUUUACAAAUUUCAGUAGGAAAACACACCAUUGAAUUCUUAUGGAACUGUGCAUGAACCCAGGUAAGUGUCAUCAUUCUCUCAUAGAGGAAGGAAAUUUCAUUUUUAUUUUGCUCGAAGUCAUUAAAGAAAGAGUCACUCAACAGAUUCAGUCCUCCUACUUUAUCACUGCAUAUUCCUCACGUCUCUUUACAAAACAUAAUUGAAAAUACUUAGAAAGCCAUGUAAAACAACACGUACAGUCACACUUGGUUUAAACAUUAAUUUAAUUUUGCUGUUACUCUAGAUCAAAUAUUUCACUUACAAUUAUCAGCUCAGACAAGCACUUCCUGGCAGUAUUGCUUGAGUAAGUGGCAGCAAACAGUGACAGAGGCAAUGAGUUCCCCUCGACUACCAGCCGAACUGCCUUUUCAGGUGAAGUUGUGCUAAGUGAUAAACUAACAAAGCUGAGGGGGUCACCUGUGGAGAAAAAGCUCUUGAGACUAAACAUGAACAUAAUAAAAACAGGUUGUAGGCCCAAAGCCUGGUGGGUAUUUUUAGAGCAACAUGUCAAAAUUGCAAAUUUUUUUUGGAGAUCAAAAGAGCCUUGGAUGCAGAUCCACUUACUGGUGCUCACUGGAUGACAGAGAACAACUAAUUUCUUUUUCUUCUUCUAAGACUUGGCUGCUGUAAAGCCUCUCUAGCUCAUUCAGGUAGUAAAAUAAAGCGGGCAGUGCAGCUACUAAGAGUAGCUUAGUAGUGGAGACAGAGAAUAGUCACACUUUUAGGAGUAACAGAAAAUGUUUCCCGAACCAAAAAUUAGGCACAAAUUUUCAUUUGUGUAAAUCUGAGGGCACUCAUGCACUUCACUUCCUUGAAAACUGGUUCUGCAGCUUUUUAAGAUCCUGCAGCACCUGGGCUGUAAAAAUUCUGGAGGAUUUUGUUUGCUUAAAUUGUUUCCUAGAAUAAUUUCAAUGUUUUUUUGACUGCAUAUUUUUUUUUAAAAAUGCCUGACAGGUUAACACUUGAUUUGUGAAUGUAUUUUGAAAGAAAAGUCCUGAACUAUGUUAAAUUUUGCCUCAUGCAUGUCUUAA
Molecule: messenger RNA, 6085 nt
Organism: Chroicocephalus ridibundus (black-headed gull)
Lineage: Eukaryota; Metazoa; Chordata; Aves; Charadriiformes; Laridae
Gene: PTPRC
Product: protein tyrosine phosphatase receptor type C
Exons: 33
Coding region: 125-3910 (1261 amino acids)
Biological process (GO): negative regulation of protein kinase activity; positive regulation of peptidyl-tyrosine phosphorylation; synaptic membrane adhesion
Molecular function (GO): protein tyrosine phosphatase activity; protein binding
Source: RefSeq, a predicted model, not a curated record